AUGGAAAGAAUACAAAUAAUAUCAAAUCAUUUAACAUCAGGUAAAACACAAGAUACAUCAUCAACAUCAUCAUUCGAUUAUUACCAAUUAGACGAUUUGUUAAAUGACAAUGACAAAGAUAUUAGAUACAAAAUUAAAAGUUUUGUAGACAAUGAAUUAAAUAAAAUAAAUAUUAAUGAAUAUUACGAAAAAGCAGAAUUCCCAUUUGAAGUUUUAGAAAAGUUAUCAAAAUUAAACUUAGUAGGAUCUACAAUGAAAGGAUAUGGAUGUUCAAAUAUAACACCAACAUCAUUAGGAUUAAUCGGAAUGGAGUUGGCAAAGAGUAGUGCAGAUUUAGCAACAUUUUAUGCAAUUUUAUUAAAUAUUACAAUGUUGGGUAUAUAUUAUUGUGGAAGUGAACAACAAAAAGAAAAAUAUUUACCAGAUUUAGCAUCAAUGAAAAAAAUUGGUGCAUUUGCAUUAACAGAACCUAAUGCUGGUAGUGAUGCCGCUGGUUUACAGUGUAAAGCAAAAAAAGUCGAUGGUGGUUGGUUAUUAACUGGUGAAAAAAGAUGGAUUGGGAAUGCUCCAUUUGCUGAUGUCAUUGUUGUUUGGGCAAGAAAUGUAGACACUAAUAAAAUACAUGGUUUCAUUGUUGAACCUAAAACCGUCAAUCAAAAAGGUUGCAGAAUUGAAACUAUUAAAAAUAAGAUUGCAUUAAGAAGUGUUCAAAAUGGUCAUAUUUAUUUUGAUAAUUGUUUUAUUAGAGAGGAUCAAAGAUUACCAUUAGCAAAUGAUUUUAAUAGUGGUCCAGGAAGAUGCUUAUUUUUGACUAGGGUAGUAGUAGGAUGGAUUGCAUUGGGUAUAGCAUCAAAUGCAUACGAAAAGUGUUUGGAGUAUGUUAAAAAUAGACAACAAUUCGGGCAACCACUAGCACAGUUCCAAAUCAUUCAAGAUAGAUUGGUUAAAAUGAUGGGUAAUAUCCAAGCAAUUGCACUAAUGUGUAUUAGAGUCUCGAGUCUUUAUGAACAAUCAAAACUAACAUUGGGUCAAGCUGGUUUAUUGAAAGCAUUUGCAUCUGCUAAAGCUAGAGAGGUUGUAUCUUUAGCAAGAGAGUGUUUUGGAGGCAAUGGUAUUUUAUUGGAUCAAGGUGGUAUUGGUAGAAACUUCGUUGAUAUUGAAGGUGUUUAUACUUAUGAAGGCACAUACGAUAUUAAUACUUUGGUUGCUGGUAGAGAAAUUACGAAAUUAUCAGCAAUAUCCUCAAAUAACAGAAAUUUUAAUAAAUAA
Dictyostelium purpureum is the source of this 1269-nucleotide messenger RNA. RefSeq lists its product as uncharacterized. Gene Ontology annotation, biological process: fatty acid beta-oxidation. The record is from RefSeq and is a predicted model, not a curated record. NCBI's taxonomy places the organism in Eukaryota, Evosea, Eumycetozoa, Dictyosteliales, Dictyosteliaceae. The transcript is spliced from 3 exons. Gene Ontology annotation, molecular function: acyl-CoA dehydrogenase activity; flavin adenine dinucleotide binding. Gene Ontology annotation, cellular component: peroxisome. The coding region runs from base 1 to 1269 and encodes 422 amino acids.